Molecule: messenger RNA, 2689 nt
Organism: Rubroshorea leprosula
Lineage: Eukaryota; Viridiplantae; Streptophyta; Magnoliopsida; Malvales; Dipterocarpaceae
Source: the annotation of a GenBank genome assembly
AUUGAGAAUAUUUUCACCUUUUCUUUUCUUUUCUUUUCUUUUCUACACAAAAACAGUCACUGCUGCUGCAAAUUUUAAGAGGAAGCGGAAAGAAAAGGAGAGAAAGAGAAAGAAAGAGACGACAGACACAGGACGAAUUCAACAAGCUUUCAAUACCACAGAAGAGAAAACGAUGUCUGAGUGCUUUACAUCCUUUCGCCCUCUGUAACUCUUAAGAGACAAGCGGAUUGAUGUGGAGAUGAUGAAGAGAUUGAUAUGGGAAUAGCAACACCGCCUCUCCCUUUGAUUCUCUCACAGCCAAAGGUUCAGAAUCAAAUUCCAAUUCCAGACAAGUUUAAUCCUGCGAAAUCUAUGUCCCAGGAUUAUCAGCAAAGUCUCUUCAGCUUCCCGAAUGGGUUCGAUAGAUCUGUGGUGACGACCCACCAAGAACAGCAGCAGCACCACAUAACUCAGCAGAUCCGGAGAGACAAACUCAGAAUUACGGGUGGGUUCGAGCAGCCACCUCCGCCGUUAGUUGGGAUCGAGGAGGAGGAAGCAGGCGCGCUUCCGGUCUAUGAAACUGGAGGUAUGUUAUCCGAAAUGUUCAAUUUCGCCCCGGCUGUUGGCGCCUCGACGGAAUUAUUAGCGCAGCGGCUACCGGGUGCUAACGAGUGGUAUAGCGGGAGGCAAAGCUUGAUUGGGGGUAAUUUGGGACAGUUAGGGGAAUCGAAGAGUCAUAAUAACCGUGACGGUUUGGCUCAACAGCAUCAACAGAUACCGAGCAUGAAUGCGGAUGCUGCCGCAAACAUGCACCUUUUUCUGAUGAAUCCGCAUCCAAGGUCACCGUCUCCUCCUCCUACCGCGGCAACUUCUUCCACACUCCACAUGUUGCUACCAAACCCGUCCACUUCCCUUCAAGGGUUUAAUGUAUCGGGACCUACCGGCGGUGCUUUCGGUUCCAAUACUGUACUAUCUCAACAUCAAUUUACAUGGGCUCCUGAUAGCUCUGGUCAUGAAGGGGGCAGCACCGGUACCCAACUCAACAACCCAAGCGAAAUUGGGGGUGUGGUUGAAGGGCAAGGCCUUUCGCUGUCGUUAUCUUCGUCGUUGCAGCACUUGGAGGCGGCCAAGGUGGAAGAAUUGAGGAUGGGAGAUGGUGGGUUAUUGUAUUACAAUCCUGGAGGGGGUUCUUCUGGUACCCAGUAUCUUUUCAAGAAUUUGGCUGGUCAUCACCAGCCAUUGCAUUUGCAAGGUGGGGGGGGUCAAAACCACCAAGUCCAAGUCGGGUUUGGGUCUUCCUUAGGAAUGAUGAACGUCUUGAGGAAUUCAAAGUAUGUCAAAUCUGCCCAAGAAUUGUUAGAGGAAUUCUGCAGUGUUGGGAGAGGUCAGUUCAAGAAGAACAAGUUUGGUAGAAACAACACAAACCCUAGUUCUAACCCCGGUAGUAGUGGCGGCGGCGUUGGAGGUGGUGGUGGUGGUUCUUCUUCAUCAACAAAAGAUUUCCUAGCUCCUUUAUCAGCAGCCGAUCGGAUUGAACAUCAAAGAAGGAAGGUCAAACUUUUGUCCAUGCUUGAUGAGGUGGAUCGGAGAUACAACCAUUACUGUGAGCAGAUGCAUAUGGUGGUGAACUCAUUUGAUCUGGUGAUGGGUUACGGCGCUGCAGUUCCUUACACUGCACUUGCUCAGAAGGCAAUGUCUCGACAUUUCAGGUGUCUGAAGGAUGCAAUACAAGCGCAAUUGAAGCAUAGUUGCGAGCUACUAGGGGAGAAGGAUGGUGCAGGGACCUCCGGCUUAACCAAAGGUGAGACUCCAAGGCUGAAGAUGCUUGAGCAAAGUUUGAGACAACAGAGGGCAUUCCAUCAAAUGGGUAUGAUGGAACAGGAAGCUUGGAGACCCCAAAGAGGCCUGCCAGAGCGUUCUGUCAACAUUUUGAGGGCUUGGCUUUUCGAGCAUUUUCUUCAUCCGUACCCAAGCGAUGCAGAUAAGCAUCUGUUGGCUCGGCAGACUGGACUAUCGAGAAAUCAGGUUUCAAAUUGGUUCAUAAAUGCGAGGGUUAGGUUGUGGAAACCCAUGGUGGAAGAGAUGUAUCAGCAGGAGGCCAAAGAAGAAGAUGUGGAGGACAAGAACCAAAAUGCCAAUGACAACAGCAGCAAAAACAACAGCGGCCCUGCACAGACAUCGACGCCUAAUUCAACAGCAGCAGCUGCCACUACGGUAUCAACAGCAACACCAGCAGCAAGCAAGAGAACCGAAAUCAAUGCCACUGAAAAUGACCCUUCAUUCAUUGCAAUCAAUAGACAAUGCUUCUCGGAAAACCAAGCAAAGGAAUCAAGCACCACCGUUAUUACUUCCACCACCACCACUAUUGCCGGUGAUCAGGUGGCGCCACCCAUCCCGCAGCCUUUCACGGCCGCCCAUGCUCAAUCAGACAUGCACCACAGGAUAGCAGUGGUUGACGAAACCUGCCGCGGUGGCAGCAUGACUGCAGCUGCUGCGGAAUAUGGGACCACCACCGGAAACACUGACGUUGGAUCUACUCUCAUACGGUUUGGGACCACGACCGGUGAUGUGUCCCUCACUCUAGGGCUACGCCAUGCUGGAAACAUGCCUGAGAACAGCUCUAAUUCUUUCUCUGUUAGAGACUUUGGGGGCUGUUAAUUAAUUAAAAAUUCUAUAUAGUAUUCUCUGAAAAUAGAAAACGCAAAAUUUC